This is a messenger RNA of Colossoma macropomum (tambaqui), 2688 nucleotides long. Its product is annotated as G-protein coupled receptor family C group 6 member A-like. Bases 1 to 2688 code for a protein of 895 amino acids. Gene Ontology annotation, molecular function: G protein-coupled receptor activity. Lineage: Eukaryota; Metazoa; Chordata; Actinopteri; Characiformes; Serrasalmidae. The transcript is spliced from 7 exons. Gene Ontology annotation, biological process: G protein-coupled receptor signaling pathway. The record is from RefSeq and is a predicted model, not a curated record. Gene Ontology annotation, cellular component: membrane.
AUGUCCUCUAAUCCUGCAAAGCAGCGCAAACUAAGAAAGUUUGAUAAGCCUUUAGUCAUCAUAGGAAUCCUCACUGCUAUUCAAGCUCUCAUCUGUAUCUUCUGGAUGAUAUUUGAUCCUGUUGAUGUUGAGGAGAAACAAUCAAAAACUCAGUCACUUACUCUGAACCGUCUGUGCACUCAGGGCUCUCUGUAUGACUUUGGUGUGAUGCAUAUCUAUAUUGCUUUACUAGCUGUGGUGUGUUUCCUGUUGGCCUUCAAGGGGAGAGACAAGGAGACUGAUCCUAUAGUCUUCAGCAUGCUCAUCCAUCUGUUUGCCUGGCUUUACUUUAUUCCAGUCUUCAUCACUCAAUAUGAAUCAUGCCCCAUUGUGCACAUCUCUGGCAUUAUGGUCUCCAACUAUGGAGUCAUCUUCUGCCACUUUGCUCCAAAAUGGUUAAAAACCCCCCAGAGAGCUUGCUCAUCUUCUGCAGCAGCCCUAAGUGACAAGUUACGCUAUACAUCCUUCUUUCGUGUCAUUCCAAGUAACAUAUACCAGGCGCAGGCAUUGGCAAAGCUGAUGAGGCACUUUAACUGGGACUGGAUUGGGGUUGUGAGCCUUGAUGAUGAUUAUGGUAAAGAUAUCUAUGAGAACUUUGUGCCACAUGCAGAGAAAGAGAGGAUAUGCUCUGAGUUCCAUCAAGUGAUACCAAACUAUGGUAAUGUGAAACAGCACAUCAAGCAGGUGGCUGAUAUUAUCCAAAACUCCACUGCCAAAGUUGUGGUGCUCUUCCUAAGAAUUCAGCAGGUAGAGAAGCUCUUUGAAGAGAUGAUUAAGACAAACACUUCUCGAAUCUGGAUCGCCAGUAACACAUGGUCUAUGUCUCGCCUCUUAAUGAAGAUGAAGGGCAUAAACAAGGUGGGAGACAUUCUUGGCACUAACUUCAUCACAGGGAAGAUCCCAGGUUUUGAAGACUACCUCCAGAAUCUGAGGCCACGUCCAGGGGCGAGAAAUGACUUCAUCAGGGAGUACAAACAAAUGAGAUUUAACUGCAGUCAGCAGUCAGAGCACACGUCCCCUUUAGCCUGCAAUGUGACAGACCCCCAGGAGGCGAAUGAUGACUACCUGCUCCAUGCUGUGGAUGUGACGGAGGCCUACAAUCAGAGAGUAGCAGUGUAUGCUGUAGCUCAUGCCAUGAAGAAACUUCUUCAGUGCAAUGACACUGCCUGCUCUGGAGAUACCAACUUCAAACCAUACGAGCUUGUGGACAUUCUUCGUAAGGUGAACUUCACUUUGGACAAUCAGACAUACUCCUUCAAUAACAAUGGUGAUUUUGAUAAUGGUUAUGAUGUCAUGAUGUGGAAAAAGAAUGGUGAUGAAAAAAUAUCUGAAGUGGUGGGAAAAUUCCUCAUAAAGAAUGGGGAUGUUGAGAUCUAUGAGCACAAAAUCCCCUGGAACAACAAUACGGUGCCCUGGUCUAGGUGUUCAGAGCCAUGUCCCCCAGGCACAGAGAAGAAUAUAUCAAGAAUCUCCUGUUGUUAUGACUGUGCUAACUGUAGUGAGGGAUACUAUUCUGAUGAGUGGGUUGCGCAAGAUGAGGGUCAAACAAUGGCAACAAAGAGCAGGUUUGUGUACCUCUGCCUGAGAGUGGAACACAUCAGCAUGAGAGAGGUGAUUCGUCUAUCAGGGCGCACCGGUGCGCAGUCACAGUACAGAAAAGGGUGCAGUGUGGACGAAGCUCACGGAGGGCGAGGGCAGGAGCAGAGGAAUAUCAGGACACUUGUAAACAAUGUCCAGAAGGUUCUUGGUCUCUUCCAGGAUCAAGGGAGUGACAUCUUAGUCACUUCAUGCCUGAUGAAAUUUGGCCUGAUGGUGAGUUUUGGAGGUGUAAUACUUUUCUUAGGCAGCCCAAACAUCCAUCUUUGUAGAGCACAACAGACCAUGUAUGGUCUUGGGUUCACUCUCUGUGUGUCCUGCAUUCUGGUUAAGGCCCUUCACAUAUUCUUAGAGUUAAUGUCCUCUAAUCCUGCAAAGCAGCGCAAACUAAGAAAGUUUGAUAAGCCAUUUGUCAUCAUAGGAAUCCUCACUGCUAUUCAAGCUCUCAUCUGUAUCUUCUGGAUGAAAUUUUAUCCUGUUGAUGUUGAGGAGAAACAAUCAAAAACUCAGUUACUUACCAUGGACCGUCUGUGCACUCAGGGCUCUAUGUAUGGCUUUGGUGUGAUGCAUGUCUACAUUGCUUUACUAGCUGUGCUAAGUUUUGGACUGGCCUUCAAGGGGAGAGACAAGGAGACUGAUCCUAUAGUCUUCAGCAUGCUCAUCCAUCUGUUUGCCUGGCUUUGCUUUAUUCCAGUCUUCAUCACUCAAUAUGAAUCACGCCCCAUCGUCCAGAUCUCUGGCAUUAUGGUCUCAAACUAUGGAGUCAUCUUCUGCCACUUUGUUCCAAAAUGGUUUAAGAUCUUCUUAGAAAGGUCUGAGACAUUAAAGGCAGUAAAACUCCAAGAUGAUCCUCUUACAGAUGACUCAGACUCUGGAGUGAUUUGUAGGAACUCAGAGGAUACAAUAUCAAUACUCAGCAUACUGCAGAACCGAUUCAGCAUUGCAGAGUCAGAAAUGUCCAACUGCGAUGGUCACAGCCUGCAUCUGUCAGAAGUCAGUAUUGCCUCGUUUAGGCAUCGGAGACCAAGAAGUCAACGACCAAGGAGUCUCUAA